Messenger RNA from Anopheles bellator, 3847 nucleotides. RefSeq lists its product as uncharacterized. Bases 58 to 3735 code for a protein of 1225 amino acids. The record is from RefSeq and is a predicted model, not a curated record. The transcript is spliced from 9 exons. Lineage: Eukaryota; Metazoa; Arthropoda; Insecta; Diptera; Culicidae. Gene Ontology annotation, cellular component: plasma membrane. Gene Ontology annotation, molecular function: ATP binding; ABC-type transporter activity; ATP hydrolysis activity.
GUUAUAGUUUGAAAUUCGAGCUACUAUCCAGUUUGUGCUACUAUCAACCGCCGCAGAAUGGGAACUGAUACGGCGAUACCGAUCGAGUCGGGCAAACCGGUGCCUUCUGCCGCAACGACACUAUCGUUCGAAGACAUUUCAUACCAAGUGCGUCCCAAGGACGGGAGCACCAAGCACCUGCUAAAUGGGAUAUCGGGAACAUUCCGCUCCGGUCGGUUGGCGGGCAUUCUUGGACCUUCCGGUGCAGGAAAGUCCUCCCUGCUUAAUAUACUAAGUGGUUUCAAAACAAAUAAUGUCACCGGGAGCAUAAUGAUCGAUGGAACGCCAAUCGAGCGCCGAAAGUACCGUCGAGAAGUUUCGUACACACCGCAAGAGGUGUCUCUUUUGGGCAACAUCACCGUGACGGAGAGUCUCGAGUUUGCUGCUGACCUGAAGCUACCUACCGACGUGCUAAAGUCCCGGAAGCCCAUUUUGGUGGCGGAUGUGGUGAAGUUGCUCGGUCUCUCAAAGUGUGCCCACAAUCCGGUGUCCACCAUAUCGGGGGGCGAAAAGAAGCGGCUCUCGAUAGGGCUCGAGUUGAUUUCAAACCCGAGGGUGAUGUUUUUUGAUGAACCCACCAGUGGGCUGGACAUUAUAGCCGCGAUGCAGGUUGUAGCGCACCUGAAGGAUCUCGCCACCAGUGGACGGUGUGUGGUGUGCGUAAUUCAUCAGCCCAGUUCGAGCAUUUUGCAAAUGUUCGACGAUCUGCUGGUGCUCUCCGAGGGUCACAGCAUCUACCAGGGGCCACUCGAUGGAUUGGUGGAUGGUUUUAAGGCGUGCGGGUUUGAGUGUCCCAACUACUACAACCGUGCCGACUUUGCGCUGGAAAUAGCGAGCCUCAAGCACGAAGGCAACCUACUGCAACUGAGGGAACGGGCUAAAGGCCAGAUACAACCAGCGGAACCGGUCGUUACGGCGGUCCCCAACGAUGCGUCCCAUUGUGACGAAAAGGAGUCAAUGUUAGUAGAAGUCGUGGAUCGACAUUCUAAGGAGCUUGGGGCACCGGAACCGGGAGAAUCGCCUCACAGUCGACAGUAUCAGACGUCCGAGUGGAAGCAGUUUGUAACUUUAACACGCCGAACGAUGCUGUGCACGUUGCGCGAUCUUCAGCUCACCAGGAUGCGUUUGUUGGCGCAUCUGUUGGUGGGUAUCCUGAUCGCUGUCGUGUUCUACGACGUAGGUAACGAUGGUUCCAAGGUGCUGAGCAACGCAUCGUGCCUGUUUUUCUUCCUCAUUUUCGUCUUCUUUGCCAACUCAAUGCCACUCGUCAUGACAUUUCCACUAGAAACGGCUGUUUUCGUGCGCGAAAGAAUGAACAACUGGUACUCACUUAAGGCUUACUAUUUCUCCAAACUGGUGGCAGACUUUCCGUUCCUGAUGCUGGGCCCAUCGAUGUUUUUUGCCAGUGCAUACUACCUCACUGCUCAACCGUUGGAGAUGGAUCGCGUUCUGAUGCUGUGGAGCAUAUGCAUCUUCACCAGUUGGAUCGCCCAGCUGACGGGACUGUUGGCUGGCAGUGCCCUGCCGCUGGAGCUGAGUGUCUUCUGUGUACCGUGCUCCGUCAUUCCGAUGCUCAUCUUUUGUGGGUUUUUCGUACGCUUCCGAGAGAUGUUCGAUUUCCUCAAGCCGUUCACAUACGUCGCCUAUUUCCGGUACAGCUUCGAAGGUUCGAUGCAGGCGAUCUAUGGGUUCGAGCGCGAAAAUCUGCCCUGCUCGGGAGAAUUUUGCUAUUUUAGUAAAGUGACCAAAUUCCUCGAGAGUUUCGACAUGCUCGAGAACACGUUCGUGAUGGAUGUCUGUGGCCUGCUCUGCUGGAUCGUGUUGCUCCACGUGGCCCUGUAUGUGAGCCUGGCGUGGAGGCUGAAGCGAACCGUCAUGAGUUCCGACGAUACGGUGCAAGUGGUGAUCCCGCUUGUGAAGAGCAUAACCAACCUGACCUUCCGGAACAUCUCCUGCAUCGUUACACAACCUCCAGCACGAGGGGCAGCAGACGGAAAGAAACAGGUUCUUCGAAACAUUUCCGGAACCCUUAAGUCGGGAAGAUUGACCGCGAUAAUAGGCCCACCUGGGGCGGGUAAAUCGACCCUUCUGGGCAUACUCAGUGGUCAUAGAACACAGGCGGUGAGUGGUAAAAUACUCAUCAACAAUGAGAUAGUCGAUUGCCAUAAGUACCGCCAGCUGGUGGCCUGCGUCGCACCGGAUGUUCCGCUGCUAGCGAAUCUCACGGUGCGUGAGACCCUGCACUAUGCGGCCGAUUUGAAGUUAUCGAAGAAUGUGUCCUACAUCCACAAAACGAAAAUCGUGAAUGAUAUCGUGGCGUUGCUGGGGUUGGACAGUUGCUCGCACAGUCUGAAACGAGUCCUGUCCAGGGGCGAGAGGAAACGGCUUUCCAUUGGACUGGAGCUCGUGUCGAAUCCGAAGAUCAUGUUCUUCAAUGCACCGACCCACGGACUGGACGGUAGGGUGGGGUUUCAGGUGACCGCCUGCAUGAAGGAUCUCGCACGGCAAGGUCGGUGCGUGGCCAGCGUUAUCCACCAACCGAGCUCGGAGGUGCUCGAGCUUUUUGACGAUGUGUACGUUAUGGUCGACGGACGGUGCAUGUACCAGGGAUCCCUAAACGAUCUGAUACCUACGCUCGAAGAAGUGGGCUUCAGCUGUCCGCCAUACUUUAAUCGGGCCGAUUUCGUGCUCAAGAUUGCUUCCCAACGUGAUGCAGAUACGGAUAGUGUGGAGAAAUUGAUUGCCCGGGCGGAUACGGCCAUCAAUGGAUACUUGGAGCACGAUACACGGAACGGCGAGGAAGGAUCCAGUGUUUUAGCGGUGAGCAGGAGAACUGCUUGUAUCAAGUAUCCCAUCUCCUGGUGGCGGCAGUUUGCGGUGUUGACGCGCCGCACUAUGCUGGGCACGGUGCGUGAUGCCACACUCACUAGCUUUCGCUUCCUAAGCCAUCUACUGGCGGGGCUGGCGAUCGGGAGCAUCUACUACGACGUGGCUGACCAUGGUGCUAGCGCGCUCGCGAACGUGUCCUGCCUCAUGCUGCUUCUCGCGUUUAUCGUGUUUACGAACGCAAUGACGUUGGUUCGGACAUUCCCACUAGAGCUGGCCGUAUUCAGGCGCGAGCACCAGAGCUGCUACUACUCGGUGUCGGCGUACUACUGCGCAAAGAUCAUCGCCGACUUUCCACCAAUGCUCGUGGGGGUCACGUGUUUGCAGCUGAUCGUGUACUAUCUCACGGGUCAACCGAACGAAACGGAUCGCGUAGCAAUGUUCUGGGGUAUCUGCGCACUGUUCGCGUGGCUUUCGCAAGCGUACGGUAUGCUCGCAGGAAGUAUGCUAGCCGUCGGUGACAGCGGUUCGUACCUGGUGCCCGUGUCCAUCGUCCCAGCUGCACUGUUUUCGGGGUACUUCGUGCGUUACGGCGAACUGUUGACCGUCUAUAGGCCACUGAUGUACGCGAGCUACUUCCGGUACGGCUUCGAAGGCCUUGUGCAGGCGUCUUACGGUAUGAACCGCACUGAGCUCAGGUGCAGCGAAACGGCCACUUGCAUCCACCGUCAACCUGGUGGGGUGAUAGAAAUGCUACAGUUCGAAAACGACCGCUACUGGUAUGAUGUGACCGGACUGGCUGUCUGGAUAGUUGCUGUACAUGUUUUACUCUACGCACGGCUUCGAGUGUGCCUACGGCGGAACCGGUAGACGCGACCUUACUCCAACGCAAUAAACUAACGUCCCAUUAGCAGCUUGGCUGAGGGUGGUCAAAAUUCUCAGUUUUAUUACGAAAACAAAAUAAAGAACAAAAUGUACUUUU